AUGGGUGUCCUCAGCGACAAGCCGCAGUACUACCAGCCCUCGGACAAGCCGGGCCCCAAGAACGGGCACCACUCGGAGCCGCACCCGCAGUAUGCCUCCGUCUUCCUGCCCAUGAAGGAGCAGGCCGCGCCGCUCUGGGCCAACGGCACCGUCGAGAUGAUCAAGCAGGUCUUCCGCGAGGCGCCGCCCGCCAUCCCCGAGGGCUGCCCGGAGCCCGACAGGGACAUCAAGAUUCAGUACACCAAGGCGCCCGCGCGCGACGGCGCCCUGCUCGAGCUCAAGGUGUACCAGAGCGUCAGCGUGCAGAGCAACGCGGCGCUCGUGUUCCGCAUGCACGGCGGCGGCUGGACCGUCGGCGGCCACGAGAUCGAGGAGGCGGAGAACAGGUUCAUUGCCGGGCUGGGCAACGUCGUUGUUAUUAGUGUGGACUACAGGAUGGCCCCCGAGUUCCCUUUCCCUUACGCCCUGAACGACAGCUACGACGUCCUGCUAUGGCUGAAGCGCAACCCCGGCCGCUUCAACAUCAACAGCGAAAAGAUCAUCCUUGUCGGUAGCAGCGCUGGCGCCAAUCUGGCAAGCAUCGUCGCCAUCAAGGCGCGAGACGAGGGCGUCACCGGCAUCGUCGGCCAGGUGCUCUCCAUCCCCGUCACCUGCCACCCCAAGUUCUUCGACCAGGUGCCCAACAAGGAGCGCUACGAGCUGCUCAGCUACGCCCAGAACCACGACGCGGCCCUGGUCGACUCCCCGGCGAUGGAGUGGUUCUGGGACUGCUACGUGGGCAAGAAUCCGAGCCCGGACCCCAUGCACUCCCCGCUGCUGUCGACCAACCUCCGGGGUCUGCCGCCAGCGAAGGUUCUAAUCGAGAUAUCAGUCGUGCUUGUUGCUGGGAAAGAUCCUCUACGGGACGAGGGCAUCGCCUACGGCGAGGCGCUCAAGGCGGCGGGCGUGCCGACGGAGCUGCGGGUGUACUCUGGUCUCCCGCACGGCUGGCACAUGGGCUUCUCGCUGAAGGAGUCCAAGGACUACUACGACAGGGUGCUGGCAUUCAUCAAGGAGCGUGUGGCCAACGGCCGCAGCUCAAAGCUCCAAGUCAAACGAAGCGUCGAUCUGCGAGGCGAGCACGCCGGCCGCGCCCCUCAGGCCCUCGGGCACCUUCUCCGUGAUGGCGGCGCUCAGGCAGUCGGUCGCGUCCUUCUCGAGCUUGAGGUUGCCCAGGAUGACGGGGCUCAGCAGCGCGCGGUCGAACCGGGGCCGGGCGGCGAUGAGCGCCGUCAGCGUGGCGUUGACGUCCCCCGCGAGCUGGCUGACCGUGCCCGCGACGGUGAAGGCCUCGAUGUCGUUGAGCGGGUCGGAGCGCUUGGCGACGCCCGUGGCCGAGGCGAUGUCGGCCAGCAGCUCGACCGACUGCGCGACGAUGGGGCCCGUCGCCAGCAGCCCGCCGUCCCAGGACUUGACGGCCUCGCCGAGCUGGACCGUGUCGGCGGCCACCUUGUCCAGGGCGGCGACGAUGGCGGCGCCGUCGGCGAGCACGGAGGCGGCCAGGAGGCCGGCGGUGGCGAGGACCUUGGCAAAGAGCAUCGUAGGUCGUUUGAUACCGUGGUUGUGGCUGGGACUGCUGCGUAUUGCCUUGGUGACUGGCUGCGAACCGAAUGCAACUUGGAGAUCGAGACAGGUCCCAGUUUAUAUCCAUCAUCCUGGGGAGCGCGGGGCCCCGGACAGAUCCCCCCAUCGUCAACUCGGCUCGUGUCCAUGUCUCGUUUCAAUUUGGCAUAUGAAAGUUACAUCCUUACUUACCCCGCGGCAACGCCCUCUAGAAGAGUCGUUAUUCCAGCUUUUCCCGCUGUUUGCAAGGACAUCCCCGGCCGCAUCGUUGCUGUCGAUCAGCUGAACGGCAUAUCCCUUCCCGAAGCGGCAGGUAGGCCUAGCUCGCCCCUUGGGAAAUUCAUGGGGACGAGGAUCCGAAAACCCAACGGUGCUCCGCGCUUGACGGACUAG
Thyridium curvatum is the source of this 1995-nucleotide messenger RNA. RefSeq lists its product as uncharacterized. The transcript has 7 exons. Bases 1 to 1995 code for a protein of 664 amino acids. The record is from RefSeq and is a predicted model, not a curated record. Gene Ontology annotation, molecular function: hydrolase activity. Lineage: Eukaryota; Fungi; Ascomycota; Sordariomycetes; Thyridiales; Thyridiaceae.